Molecule: messenger RNA, 4426 nt
Organism: Scophthalmus maximus (turbot)
Lineage: Eukaryota; Metazoa; Chordata; Actinopteri; Pleuronectiformes; Scophthalmidae
Gene: srek1
Product: splicing regulatory glutamine/lysine-rich protein 1
Exons: 11
Coding region: 856-2049 (397 amino acids)
Cellular component (GO): nucleoplasm
Molecular function (GO): RNA binding
Source: RefSeq, a predicted model, not a curated record
AGACUGGCCCAGCUGUUACACUACACUAGCCUGAGUCAGGCAUUGUUUUCCAAGCCACUAUCCCCGAUCGGGCCAACGCAGCCUUCAAGGGGGAAUGUGACCAGGAGCGUAGCCCGCUGAGCCUUCCAAGAUGGACACCUUGUCUCUUUUAUUUAUUUUUCUUUUCUUUUUUGCUGCGGCUUGUGUGUGAUUGAAUUCUGUCCAGGUUGCUACGGCAUACCGGCGGGAUGUGUAUCACACAUGGAAAGCUAGGAGGAUCACUAACCCUUUACUCUCUUGUCUCCUACUCCUGUUGAUGUAGUGAGGGGCUAGACAUUAAAAAAAAGUGAGAUCCAGUAAUUAAAAACCUCAUUUGAAGAUAGAAUCUUUAAAAUUCUAUUUGCACUUUUGAUCUGGUGUGAUACAGGUUUUUCCCCUCACAAUUACUUCACUACAGCUCUGAUGUGGAUGUUAAGUAUUAAUACAAAUUGUCCAUUUAACGUAAAUUUUGUCUUUGGGAAAGUCGUGACACAUGCAUUAAUGUUUUGCAUCGUUGCUUUUUUUUAAAAAAAUCUUAGCUCUAAAAGUGUCAGGAAACUUGUCGUGUCAUGUAGAUUGCCAUGCUCAAUGCUUCCAGCUACACUGAACUGAAUUUGUAGUCAUCUUUCCUCUUCUCCAGUAGAUUUCUAAGCCAGAGGAACAAAAAUUGUUUUUAUAGCGAAGUGUUGGUUAACAUUUCCUACAGCUCUUAAAAUUGUUGUUCUUUUCUGUAUCUGAUGUCCUGUGUGCUAUUAGUGAUGCAGCCAUUGGGGUUGUCUUGUGUUGCGAAACGAUCGCCCCUCCCCCCCACGGAAAAGCGCCCAUGCUUGAUAUCGUAUGGUUCAUGACCAAUAUGUUUCCAGUACAGGGAAGAUCCCGGAAGAGGCCAAGGCCUUGUCACUUCUGGCACCUGCCACUCCAGCACCCAGUCUGAUUCCUGGGGCGGGACUGCUACCGAUCCCUGCUCCUGCUCCAGCUCCGCUCCAGAAUCUGAACCUCCCCAUAGUGAGUCGGGUGGCGGCCAGUCUCGAUUCCGCAGCAUCGGCACUCUCCCAGCCCCCCCUCAUGGGAAACGUGGAUCCCUCAAAAGUCGAUGAAAUCCGGCGCACCGUCUACGUUGGCAACUUAAACUCGCAGACCACCACUGCAGAUCAGCUGUUGGAGUUCUUCAAGCAGGUCGGAGAAGUGAAGUUCGUGCGAAUGGCAGGCGACGAGACACAGCCGACGCGCUUCGCCUUCGUGGAGUUUGUGGAGCAGGAUUCUGUUGCCAGAGCCCUGACGUUCAAUGGAGUCAUGUUUGGGGACAGACCCCUAAAGGUGAACCAUUCCAAUAACGCCAUAGUGAAGCCUCCAGAGCUGACGCCACAGGCCGCUGCCAAGGAGCUAGAGAGUGUGAUGAAGAGGGUGAGGGAGGCCUCGUCCACCAUUGCUGCUGCCAUAGAACCAGAGCCGACGCCGCCAUCCUCCAGUCGGUCUAGAAGAUCGCAACGGUCACACACGCGGUCACGCUCCCGCUCCCGUUCGCGCUCCAGAGCGCACAGAAAAACGUCCCGUUCGAAACACAGUAGACCAUCACAGAGGCCAUGGCCAGCGAGUGCCUCCCACAGUUUGCGAACCAGCCACAAACGGCGUUCUCGCUCCAGAGGCAGGAGGCUUAGUCGGAGUCGCUCCAGGGGUCACCGGAGGAAGAGUAAGGAUCGAUCCAAGAGCCCGCGGAGGAAAGCCAGAUCUCCUUCGCCAAAAAGGGUUAAGAAAGACAAGAGGCGUGAGCGCAGCAGGGACCGCAAGGACCGCAAGGACCGCUCCACCUCCAGGAAGAGGAGCCGCAAAGACGAGGACAGAAUAAAGAGCAAGGCCAGGCCACUGAAGGUGCAAAUCGACAGAGAGGAUAAGGAAGCCCAUGAAAGUGAAAGGGAAGACUCGGCCACACCCAGUGAGGACCUGGCUCCGUCGCCUCGCGUCCAACACAACGGCAGCUACAAGACUCACAGGGAGAAGGACAGGUCUGUGGGCACGGACAGGACCAAGUGACUGGUACAACAUUACAGAAGCGAAUCCUGUUCCAUCAAAUAAUUUGCUCAACGCCCACUGUACACAUUACAGAAACACGGGAUUACCACUCCCAGCAGGUGUUUUCACACACAUCCCCCCCCCGCCCACACACACACACACACACACACACACACACACACACACACACACACACGCACACACACUUGUACAACCUGAUUUUUUUUCUUUCAUUUUUUAUAAAAGAACAUUCUUGACACCACACGGAUGCUGUUCAGUGUCCCACCUAAAGGAUUGAACGAGCACUCGGUGUGGCAGGGAUGGUCUCAUCUUUUCUUUUGAGCAGGCCAGUUGAGAUGACGGGACUUUUAAUGUGACACAACAAUACAAAAUGCAGAAGACUGCAAAGAUCAGAAACUACUGAACAGUGUAGUUGACAGCUCAACAAGAAAAACGAACUGAAGUCAAGAGUUUGUUUCAAAGUAAUUGAACCGGAUUGCAUCAUAUUGUAUAUAUGUUUCCAUGUAGAUACUAAAAGCUCUCUGCACCUGCACCAGCAGUUUAAAAACAUGUGCAGGCCUGAACCAGCUCGUCCUCGUCUGUGACCACAGGAUCGUCAGUGUCUCCCCAGAGAGCCAACAGAAAAGUCAUGGCGGAACCAAGCAGCAGCAACGGGAGGAACAGAGUUUGUACUCGUUUCUCCAGCGACUGAAAACUGGGUUUUAACUUCACGUUCGUCCCAGUCAUGGACGUUUUUAAAAAAGACCAAACUGUCUCUCUCAUUCCCGCCGUGACAUCUAGACCUGAAGCACCACCUCAAUUAUCCCAAAAAGCCUUUUUAAGCCUCUUCGAUUGUCGUCGUAUGUAUGACAUAUACUUCCAAAACUUUUUUGUCAAACUAUUGCAAAUAGCAAUAUGCUGCAACAAUCUGCGCUAACAGUAAUAAAAAUGUUGUUUUUUUAAUUGUCUAAUUUAUUUGAGAUCCAAACUGCAAAUGGUUUUCAGUGUUUGACGUUGAGUUUUCAUGCGACUCGCAGCCUGCGGCGCACGAGGGUCAGUGGAAAAGUCGGGGUUGCAAAAUGAAGCAGAAGUAUUAGGAGCUGUUCAAUGCAGAAGUGGUUAAAAAAAAAAAGGCUUUGCUCUUCUGUUCAUGCAAAUGCAGGCUUGUGAAGGUACAGGGUUAGGCUCGUGCCAGCAGCUAUUCUUGGAUUGCCCCACAUUUCAAGCUUUGCACUCUUCCUCAGGCAGCGUUCAAUACAAAGUUUUACAGGUCCAGGAAAAUUAGAAACCGUAAUAAAACCUGAUUAUUCUGUGAGGUCAGUCUGCAUCUGCUUCUCAGUCAAUAAUGACAAGCAGUAUUAGAUUUUGUGUUUUUUUAAAUUCUGUAAUUUUUAGUAUCUUUGGAGUUUAUAAUAUGGUCUUUCAUAUAUCAAUCUUUUCAGAGAGAUUAUUGCUGCCCAAUCAAGUUGUCGAUACUGUACGUUGCAUCAGUUCGAAUUUUUCAUAACAUAAUAGUUAUUGGAAAAAAAAAAAAUAUUGUAAGCCAGGAAGUACCAGUUAAAACAAGUUUCUUUUUAACCAAGUAAACCAGUUCCUUUUAUUGGCCAGCUGAGAUAUUCUUUGAAGCGUACACCAUUUUCUUUAAUUAGUCAUUUAUUUCAUGACGGCGAGGUUAAAAUGACAUCCCUCUGUCUGCCUGAGGUCUCGUCGGGUGUAAGACGUGUUAUUGUGCUGCUGUGGCCUCGGUGUAGGCGAGACGGCAACUUCCCAUAUUCCGUUUGCUCGUUGAAACAAAUGGUACAUUAACAUUUAACACAUGUUCCUCCAUCAAAGAAAUAUCGACAAAGUGUAAAAGACAAAAAAAAACAAACGCUGGGACGGUGUGACUGUAAAAGACGUCUGUUGAUACUGAGGGACAUUGAAGAGGGUCCUCCAUCGUCCUCCAUCAUCUGCCAACCAGGGUGUCCUCUGUGAUGUAGUGUUGAUUUUAUGACUUGAAGUGAUGUAACUAUGAGAGUGCAGAGUGUAAUGUUCCUGUGAACCUGUGUCUGGAAUACAAUUGUUAAGAGAUAAAAAAAAAUUGAAUUUGGUCAACAUGGAUGCAUUGAUUUAUUUCCUGUUUUUGUUUAAUGAUUGUACAUCUACUUGCUUUUUAUAAAUAUAUAUAUUUCUGAUUGCCCGUUGUUGCAACAAGAUCCAAAACGUCUCAUGGUCCUUUUUCCUGUAAUAGUUCAGGCCUACGACACUGUAAAAAUUACAGCGAUUUGCAGAAUGUCUGUUGGCUCCUUCCUUCAAAAGCUCAACACUAACAAAGUUUCUGUUUGUAAGCACAGAAGGGUAAAAAAAAAGUGCCUGGACAUAGAUUGUACAGAAUAUUCUAAUAAACUAUGGAGACUUA